CGCCGGCGCCCCCAGCUGCAGCCCAUCCGCGCUAGCCUCGCCUCUCUGCCCGCUGAGCUGCCCGACCGGCGCCUUCGCCUCCUGCGCUCCGGAGAGUCCGCGGCCGGGCCGGACAUCCCUUCCGGUAGCCGGCUCGGAGGGGUUCCGGGACUCCAGGGAACGGUGAGGAGCUGCAAUGGAUCCCCUCCUGGCACAGGUGGAGAAAGACUUGGGCAUCGCCCGCAGUCAGCUGCUGCUCAGGGGCUCCCACGUUGUUGCUCUCGUGCCCUUAAAAUGGCUGGCGAGCCUGAAGGAGCGGGGGGUGCUGCCUGUCUCGUGCCCACAGCCCGAAGGCCUCAGCGAGCUGGAGAUCCACGCCUGUCUCCAGCACUCGGUUCAGAAGCUGCCCGCAGGCUGGACCCGAGUGGAACUCCACGGACUGCAGAAAGUUUGGCUACGCUACCAGCUGACCACAAGUGCCAAUGCGCAGAAAGAGCCCACAGGAACCCCAGAGACCCUUCACGAGUUCAUGCGCAGGGUGGCUUCCCAGAACUGUAGGAAUCUCUGGAAACAAGCCCACCGCUCGUACGUCCAGCGCUACUACCCGGCCCCGGCUCCAGCCUCUGUCCAGGCCCUGGAGGGGCUCCGGGCAGCCCUCCAGAAGCUCUACUGCUGCCCGCUGGUCCACGUGGGGAGGGCCCUCUCUGGCUCCUCUCCUGCUAAAGAGGACGACGCCCCUUGCCACGCCCCCCCACGCUUCUCCAGUGUCCUGCAGGCGGAUGUCCUGGUGGAGUCCUCGGAGAUGCUCUUCCUGGUCUUCCCGUACGUCCGGUACUCCCUGCGUGACCUCAUCACCUUCAGCCCCGCCAAGCUGACAAACAGCCAUGCCAAACUGCUCUUCAUCCUCUUCCAGGUCUUGCUGGCCAUGCAGGCCUGCCAUGAGGCAGGCCUGGCAUGUGGCAUCUUCUCGCUAGAGGACGUGGCUGUGGAUGAGAAGCUGUGUGCCCGGCUCAGGGUCCCACUUCAAGGGUACGAGCAGCCGGGCAGAGAGAGGGCCGGGGAGGGAGGAGCCGCAGCAGUAGCUUCUAGCACUCCAGACCAAGUGUCAGCAGAGGGCCAGGGGACCAGGGGCCCCGCGGCUGAAGAAGAAGGGGCUGGGUCCCUGCUAGACCUCGGGGAUCUGGUGCUGGACUGGGUGAAUGGCCGCCUCAGCAACUUUGACUACCUCAUGCACCUGAACCGAUUGGUGGGGCGGCGCCCGAGGGACCCCAACUAUCACCCGGUGCUCCCUUGGGUGAUGGACUUCACCACCCCAGGAGGACAAUUCCGGGACCUGCGGAAGUCCAAGUUCCGCCUGAACAAGGGGGACAAGCAGUUGGACUUCACCUAUGAGAUGACCAAGCAGGCCUUUGUGGUGGGGGGAAGCGGCCUGAGUGGGGAGCAGCCUCACGUUCCUCAUCACAUCUCGGACGUCCUCUCCGACAUCACCUAUUACGUCUACACAGCCCGGCGGACACCCAAGGCGGUGCUGUGCGCCCAUGUCCGGUCCCAGUGGGAGCCCAACGAAUACCCAGCCAACCUGGAGCGCAUGCAGGCUUGGACCCCUGAUGAGUGCAUCCCCGAGUUCUACUCGGACCCCACCAUCUUCAAGUCCAUCCACCCCGACAUGCCGGAUCUGGAGGUGCCGCCCUGGUACGGCUCCUGCGAAGAGUUUGUUGCUGCCCACCGGACCCUACUAGAGAGCCCAGAGGUCUCUCGGGACCUGCACCACUGGAUCGACCUCACCUUUGGCUACAAGCUGCUGGGUAAGGAGGCGGUCAAGGAGAAGAACGUCUGCCUGCAUCUGGUGGACAACCACACCCACCUCACCAGCUACGGAGUGGUGCAACUCUUCGAUCAGCCCCACCCCCGGCGGCUGGUGGGGGCCACCCUUCUGCCUACGGAGGCCCCUCUCUUCGCCCGACCCCUCAUCCCCGCAGUCCAGGAGACACGAGUGCUGGAGACCCCCAAGUGGAGACAUGCGACUGCUGGGCUGGUCAUUGAUGCAGCUGCCUGCGAAAGCCAGUUCGGGCCGAGCCUGGGAGAGGAGGUGGAGCAGGGGGCGGAGGCCCUGGAAUCUACCCCGGUGCCCGGCAGAGGCUCGGAGCUGCCCGGUCCUCCCACCCAGGGCCCCGGCUUCCCUGUAGACAGCAGGCCUCUCGGCUGGAGGACCAAGGCCGCUGGCCCCCUCCUCCAGGGGGAAGGGGUGGAGGAGAAGCUGGUCCUCCCAGAGGGCCACAAGCUGCUCCAGGCUUUGGAGGAGCUGGAGAAGCUGGAUGCUUUCCUGCUGAAGGCUGCGCACGGGGCGGUGGGCCGGCUGGAGCAACCCCCCUUGCCGCCCCCAGUGGCUCUCUCGGACCUUUUCCAGAGGGACAUGCAGGUGCUGGGGGUGCUAGUGGGUGAGAUCCUCUUUGCCCCCAAGCUGCGCACCUCCAAGCCGACGGCCUCGCUGCGGGAGCGCUUCCAGACUGUCCGGAGGCUCUGCUGGCUUCAUCCCAAGGAGGUUCCCCCUCCACUGCAGCAUCUGCUGGAGGUGCUGCUGCGGCUGAAGGUCCCGGACCCCCAGCUUUUCGGGGAGGAGGGGAGCAGCAGGGGGCCCCAGCUCUUCGCCUACAAGCCCGUCUGGCAAGGCCUGCCCCCGCCGUGCCCCUGGCAGCUGCUGAGCCCCUACAGCGGGGUCCUGCCCUUCCCGGCGUACUUCCCUGCCUUGCACAGGUUCAUCCUGACCUACCUCUCCCAAGAGGCCGGGGACGAGGGGCAGGGCCGGGAGCUGGUCUUCCAGCUGUGGCAGCAGCUGGACGGGGUGCUGAGCGGCAUCACUCCCGAAGGCCUGGAGAUCCUGCUGCCCUUCAUCCUAGCUCUGCUGUCUGAGCAGAGGACGGCUGUCCACGCCGCCUGGUAUCUCUUUGAGCCCAUCGCCAGAGCCCUGGGCCCCAAGAACACCAACAAGUACCUGCUCAAGCUCCUGAUCGGUGCCUACGAGAGCCCCCGGGGCCUCCACGGCCGCUUCUACCUCUACACGGACUGCUUCGUGGCCCAGCUGAUGGCCCGGCUGGGGCUGCAGCCCUUCCUCGCCCACCUGCUGCCUCACAUCCUGCAGGUGCUGGGGGGUGCAGAGGGCUCCUUCCAGGAGGAGAACAAGGCUUUGAUGCUGAGCGCGGCGGAGGAGGACGGCGAGGAGAGCGGCAGGAGCAGCCCGGACUCUCGCUCCUUUGGGGAGGAGGCCAAGGGGGACGCCGGCCUGGAGCUGGUGAACUACAUGUCCGGCAUCAGCCUACACGACCAGGCCUACCCGCCAGAGAGCGAGGAGCUUCCAAACGGCCUCUACCUGGCCGAGGCCCUGAGCCUGGGCCAGCUGAGCGACAAGGAUGAUGCCGGCGAGGAACUCCUGGCAGAGGACCUACAAGAUAAAGCUGCCGGCCUUCAGUGCCUGGACGGCAGCCGUGACCCGAAGCACAGCGAGGAGGAGGAGGAGGAGGAAGAGGACGGGGAAGAAGGCCGCAAGGAGGCUGCUUUGACCGCAGAAGAGCCAGCUCUCUCAGGAGCUGCUGGCCACUCUGCAGAGGCCACUCUGGCUGAGGAGGAUGGGCAGGCAGAGCCUGGGGAAAGCCGGCAAGAUCUGCUGGACCAGGAUGUGGACAAAGAGCAGAGUAUCCUGCUAGACACAGCCUGCAAGAUGGUGCGGUGGCUCUCGGCCAAGCUGGGCCCCACCACCGCCUGCCGGUACGUCGCCAGGAACCUCCUCCGGCUGCUGGCCUCCUGCUAUCUGGGUGCAAGCAGGCAGCAGUUUGUGGCUGGGGCCGAAGAGGGUGGCCCUCCGAACGCUGGGAACCUGGAGCAGAGGCGGCCCGUGGCGGGCGACAUGGUCUCCGAGCCGGUGCUCACCUGCCUGGUCCACAUAGCACACCUCUACGGGGAGCCGGUCCUCACCUACCUCUACCUGCCUUACAUCAGCUACCUGGUUGCUCCUGGCAGUGGGACGGCAGCCAGCCGCCUGAACAGCCGCAAGGAAGCUGGGCUCUUGGCAGCUGUGGCGCUCGGCCAGAAGAUCGUGGUCUACCUGUCGGACAGCACCCUGAUGGACAUCCUCCCCAGGAUCGGCCAGGAGGUCCUGCUCCCCCUUCUGGGCUUCUUCACCUCACCCACCCUCAGUUUCCCCAGUGGGGCCCAGGGCCGCGUCGUCUUGUGCCUCAAAACCAUCCGGCUGAUGGUGCUGGUUUGCUUACGGAUCGGACCCGAGAUGGCUCAGCAGCACCUGCGCGACGCCCUCCGGGGCUUCUUCCGGAGCUUCUCCUCGCUGCCCUCGGAGUCCGGCCAGCCGCCGUCUCCGGACCCCUCGGCUCUUCUGGAGCUCCAGAAGGUCUUCAGCCCAGAAAUGGCCUACGUUGCCUUUGUGCCCUUCUCUUCUCUGCUGGGUGACGCCUUCCACGCGAUUGUGCCCAACCACGCCUCGGUCAGGCAGCUGGCCAGCCUUCACCUGGAGCAGGCGACUCCCUUGUCCGAAAGGCAGGCUGGGCCGGGCCAGGCCCCCUUGGAGCAGGAGGCGCUGGGAGCCAAGCCCCCCUCCGCCCUGCCCGAGGACCCGCGUUCAGGCACCUUCGGGGGCGUGCUGGUGGGCAACCGCAUCCAGGUGCCCCCCGAGGGCCAGCAGGAGUUCUCAGGCGGGGCCAGGGGCGGCCUGCUCCCCAAGCUGGGGGGCCAGGAGGGGGAGACGCUCAAGCGGGAGCUGCGCUCCAGUGCCCGCCUCCUCUCGGGCAACUGGUUGGCUUACUGGCAGUACGAGAUCGGGGUCGGGCAGCACGACCCCCCCUUCCACUUCCACCAGAUCAGGCUGCAGAGCUUCGUGGGCCACGGGGGGGCCGUCAAGUGCCUGGCCCCCCUGAGCGGGGAGGACUUCUUCCUGAGCGGCAGCAAGGACAAGACCGUGCGCCUCUGGCCCCUCUACAACCGGGGGGACGGCACCCACGAGACCGAGCCCCGGCUGACCUACGACCGGCACAAGAAGUCCGUCUUCUACGUCGGCCUGCUGGAGGCCCCGCAGCACGUGGUCAGCUGCGACGGCACCAUCCACAUCUGGGACCUCCCCACUGGCUCCGCUUCAUCGACCACCGGAAGCCAGGCUGGCAGCAGGAAUUCCGGCUGGCCAGUGGCCCCAACGCCGGCCUCAUCCGCUGCCUGGCUGUCAGUCCCAGCGGGCGCAGCGUGGCAGCCGGCUUCUCCUCCGGCUUCAUGGUCCUUCUGGACACCCGGACGGGCCUGAUCCAGAAGGCUUGGUCAGCCCACGAGGGAGACAUCCUUCAGGUCAAGGCCACGGAGGGCAACAUGCUGGUCAGCUCCUCCUCCGACCACUCGCUGACCAUCUGGAAAGACCUGGAGCCGAAGCCCCUGCAGAUGUACAAGUCGUCCUCGGAGCCCGUCCACACCUUCGACCUCUACGGCAGUGAGGUGGUGGCCGGCACGGUGGCCAACAAGAUCAGUGUCUACGCUUUCCAGGGUCCCUCGGCCCCCGGGACCACCAAGCUCAGCUCCGAGAACUUCCGAGGGACCCUCACCAGCUUGGCUCUCCUUCCCACCAAAUGCCAGCUGCUGCUGGGUUCGGACAAUGGCACUGUCCGGCUGCUGGCCUAG
Molecule: messenger RNA, 5646 nt
Organism: Thamnophis sirtalis
Lineage: Eukaryota; Metazoa; Chordata; Lepidosauria; Squamata; Natricidae
Source: RefSeq, a predicted model, not a curated record